Molecule: messenger RNA, 6082 nt
Organism: Syngnathoides biaculeatus (alligator pipefish)
Lineage: Eukaryota; Metazoa; Chordata; Actinopteri; Syngnathiformes; Syngnathidae
Gene: dip2a
Product: disco-interacting protein 2 homolog A
Exons: 38
Coding region: 266-5026 (1586 amino acids)
Cellular component (GO): cell surface
Source: RefSeq, a predicted model, not a curated record
GGAAAACGCAGCAGGAGCAGACACUGUCACGCGCAGCCGCCACGCGUAUGCUAGCGUCACGGCUAGCCGUGCCAUGUCAUGACGCCGCCGGAGGUUGCCUCCACAUCUGUCCGCUCUCACCGCGAGACGCGCCCUCUUUUCUCGCCCUACCGGUGCGUGACCGAAACCUCUUUUCGCCGGAGGUGCUCGGCUCCAUUCGCGUCGUCAUAGAAAGCAAAACCCGCGGAUACGUUUGUGCCCCCCCCCCCCCCCCCCCGGAACCGGGAUGGCCGAGAGAACCUCUGCCGGACUGCUGACCGUGACGCUGGAGCCCACGCCGGCCGUCGCCAUGACCUUGCCGGCGGAGGUCCGGGCCAAGUUGGCCGAGCUGGAGUUGGAGCUCUCGGAAGGGGACAUCACUCAGAAGGGCUAUGAGAAGAAAAGAAGCAAACUGUUGGCACCCUACAUCCCACAGAUACAAGGUGUAGAUCCCUCUCUACAAAUUGACAGCCGGAUCCAGGCCUCCUCCCAGGCUGUUCUCUCCGCAUCCAAACACAACAAAUCUCGGGCGGCCAACACCAGGGAUGAACGCUUCCGCUCUGAUUUGCACACAGAAGCCGUCCAAGCAGCUUUGGCCAAAUACAAAGAAAGGAAGAUGCCCAUGCCGUCCAAGAGACGAUCCGUGUUAGUCCAGUCCUCUGUUGAGGCAUGCACCCCGCCUGACACCUCCUCAGCGUCAGAAGACGAGGGCUCGCUGCGGCGAAAGGGCCGUCUGGCCAACUCCACGGCCAACCAGAGCCACAGCCACCCGGCCGUUGAGCACUGGUUUAACCGGGUCAUCCAGGGUUCGUCCACCUCAUCUUCCGCUUCGUCCACCUCGUCCCACCCGGGGGGGAGGUCUGUCGCGACCAGCACCAACGCCAAUAGCGCCGCUCUCAACGCCAACACCAAAGCUACUGCACUGGCUGACCUUAUGGCACACACUCACCUCGAUAACCACAUAGCACCCCCAGACGUGACGGGCCUCUCGGAGCGCUCUUCGCUGCACGCGGAGCCGUCCCACGUUGCCUCGGUGCGAGGCGUGUCCCGCGGCUACAACCACCACACCAGCAUCAUGGAGACGGCAGAUGGUGUUCCAGUCAACAGCCGCGUCUCCUCCAAAAUCCAGCAGCUGCUCAACACGCUGAAAAGACCGAAGCGACCGCCGUUACGAGAGUUCUUUGUGGACGACUUUGAGGAGCUCAUGGAUGUCCAGCAACCCAACCCAAACCAGCCUAAGCCAGAAGGCCAGUCGAUGUGUCCCCUUGAAGGAGAUCCUCUCGGCGUGGUCACCAACUGGCCUCCCUCACUGACGGCGGCCUUGCAACGGUGGGGGACCACGCAGCCCAAAAGCCCAUGUCUGACGGCGCUCGACAACGCCGGCAAGCCCGUCUACACUCUCACCUACGGUAAACUAUGGACCCGUUGUCAGAAACUGGCCUACACGCUUCUCAACAAGCUGAGCACAAGGAACGAACCUUUGCUGAUGCCUGGAGAUAGGGUUGCACUUGUGUUCCCGAACAAUGAUCCUGUGAUGUUCAUGGUGGCUUUCUAUGGCUGUCUGCUGGCAGAACUGGUGCCUGUACCCAUUGAAGUGCCACUGACAAGAAAGGAUGCUGGAAGUCAACAAAUUGGCUUCCUGCUUGGCAGCUGCGGCGUGACGUUGGCUCUUACCACUGACGCUUGUCAGAAAGGUUUACCUAAAGCACAAACGGGUGAGGUGGCCACAUUCAAAGGCUGGCCCCGGUUGCUGUGGUUUGUGACAGAUGGAAAACACGUUGUAAAGCCUCCCAAAGACUGGCAUCCUCCAAUCCGUGAAGCAAGCAACGACAUAGCCUACAUCGAAUAUAAAACCAGCAAGGAGGGAAGCACUAUGGGGGUCACAGUGAGCCAUUCGGCAAUGCUCGCGCACGCUCACGCUCUCACGCAAGCCUGCAGUUACACUGAAGCUGAGACCAUAACUAAUGUGCUGGACUUCAAGAGAGAAGCUGGUUUGUGGCACGGGGUUCUCACUAGUGUCAUGAAUAGGAUGCAUGUGAUCAGCAUUCCUUACUCUUUAAUGAAAGUCAACCCCCUCUCGUGGAUACAGAAGGUUCACGCGUACAAAGCGCGGGUGGCCGUGGUGAAGUCCAGGGACAUGCACUGGUCUCUGCUGGCUCAAAGAGACCAGCGAGACAUCAGCUUGAGCUCAGUGCGGAUGCUGAUCGUAGCUGAUGGGGCCAACCCAUGGUCAAUAUCUUCCUGCGAUGCCUUUCUGAACGUGUUCCAGGCACGUGGACUACGACCUGAGGUGAUCUGUCCAUGUGCCAGCUCUUCAGAAGCUAUGACUGUCGCCAUCCGCAGACCGCCAGAAAUGGGGGCCCCUUCACCGGGCAAGGUGGUGCUGUCAAUGAGCGGGCUGAGCCACAGCGUCAUCCGCGUGGACUCCGAGGAGAAGCUCUCCGUUCUGACCGUGCAGGAUGUGGGACAGGUCAUGCCCGGAGCUUUGGUGUGUGUGGUGCGAGCGGAGGGAACGCCGUACAUCUGUCAGACGGACGAAGUGGGAGAAAUCUGCGUGAGCUCGAGGUGCACGGGGGCAGCCUAUUACGGCCUCCAGGGCAUGACCAAGAACAUAUUUGAGACUACCCCAGUCACGUCGACUGGAAUUCCGGUCAGUGACCGAACCUUCACCAGAACCUCACUUCUGGGUUUUGUGGGACGAGACAGCCUCGUGUUCGUCACAGGGAAGAUGGAUGGAUUGAUGGUGGUCAGCGGGCGGAGGCACAACGCUGACGACGUGGUUGCCACGGCGCUUGCAGUGGAGCCCAUGAAGUUUGUUUACAGGGGGAGGAUAGCUGUUUUCUCUGUCUCGGUGCUCCACGACGAGAGGAUCGUGGUGGUGGCGGAGCAGAGGCCGGACGCCUCUGAGGAAGACAGCUUCCAGUGGAUGAGCCGCGUCCUCCAGGCCAUAGACAGCAUCCACCAAGUGGGUGUGUACUGCUUGGCCCUGGUGCCUGCCAACACUCUUCCCAAGGCCCCCCUGGGUGGCAUCCACAUUUCAGAGACCAAACAGCGCUUCCUGGAGGGCUCCUUGCAUCCCUGCAACGUCCUGAUGUGCCCUCACACGUGCGUCACCAACCUGCCAAAGCCGAGGCAAAAGCAGCCCGAGGUCGGCCCCGCUUCUAUGAUCGUAGGCAACCUGGUGGCAGGCAAGAGGAUAGCGCAGGCCUGUGGGAGAGACGUGACCCAGUUGGAAGACAAUGAGCAGUUCCUCUACAUUCAAGAUGUGCUGCAGUGGAGAGCACAGGCCACGCCGGAUCAUCCCCUGUUCCUUGUUCUCAAUGCCAAGGGCACAGUGGCGAGUGCGGCGUCCUGUCUGCAGCUCCACAAGCGGGCUGAGCGGGUGGCUGCGGCACUGAUGGGUCGCCUCAACACCGGGGACCACGUCGCACUUGUCUACACACCAGGAAUCGACCUGAUCGCCACUUUCUACGGCUGCUUGUAUGCUGGCUGUGUCCCGGUAACAGUCAGGCCUCCGCACCCGCAGAACCUGGCCACCACCCUUCCCACCGUCAAGAUGAUUGUGGAGGUCAGUAAAUCAGUGUGCAUCCUGACCACACAAGCAAUAAUGAAGCUGCUAAAAUCCAAAGAGGCCGCCGCCGCAGUGGACGUCAAAAGCUGGCCAAUGGUGCUGGACACAGAUGACCUCCCCAGAAAGAAAAGUCCUCAGAUCUACAAGCCCCCAACCCCGGAGAUGUUAGCUUACCUGGACUUUAGCGUUUCCACCACCGGCAUCCUGGCGGGAGUCAAGAUGUCCCACGCGGCCACCGGCGCCUUGUGUCGCUCCAUCAAGCUGCAAUGUGAGCUUUACCCCUCUCGCCAGAUCGCAAUCUGCCUGGACCCAUAUUGCGGCCUGGGCUUCGCUCUCUGGUGCCUGUGCAGUGUGUACUCUGGCCACCAGUCCAUCUUGGUCCCCCCUCUGGAGCUUGAAAGCAACGUGUCUGUGUGGCUGGCCGCCGUCAGCCAGUACAAAGUGCGCGUCACCUUCUGCUCCUACUCAGUCAUGGAAAUGUGCACCAAAGGCCUGGGCUCACAGACGGAAGCGCUACGGCUGCGGAACGUCAACUUGUCGUGCGUCCGCACGUGCAUGGUGGUCGCAGAGGAGAGGCCUCGCAUCGCACUCACGCAGUCCUUCUCCAAGAUCUUCAAGGACCUGGGCCUCUCGCCGCGCGCCGUCAGCACCACCUUCGGUUGCAGGGUGAACGUGGCCAUUUGUUUGCAGGGCACAGCGGGACCGGACCCCACGACGGUUUACGUGGACAUGAGGGCUCUGCGACACGACAGGGUUCGCCUGGUUGAGAGGGGGGCCCCACACAGUUUACCCCUGAUGGAGUCCGGCAAGAUCCUUCCUGGAGUCAAGGUGAUAAUUGCCAACACGGAGACGAAAGGGCCCUUGGGAGACUCUCAUCUUGGGGAGAUCUGGGUGAGCAGUCCUCACAACGCGACGGGCUACUACACCGUCUACGGGGAAGAAGCGCUGCACGCGGACCACUUUAACACCAAACUGAGCUUCGGGGACACGCGCACUGUGUGGGCGAGGACGGGCUACUUGGGCUUCCUGCGACGCACCGAGCUGACCGACGCUAGCGGAGAGCGCCACGACGCCCUCUACGUGGUGGGCUCGGUCGACGAGACCCUCGAGCUGAGGGGGAUGAGGUACCACCCGAUCGACAUCGAGACGUCCGUCUUCCGCUCCCAUAAGAGCAUCGCUGAAUGCGCCGUGUUCACUUGGACCAACUUGCUUGUAGUGGUGGUGGAGCUGGAAGGUUCCGAGCAGGAAGCCCUGGACCUGGUGGCCCUGGUCACCAACGUGGUUUUGGAGGAGCACUACCUCAUCGUGGGCGUGGUGGUGGUGGUCGACCCCGGCGUCAUCCCCAUCAACUCCCGAGGGGAGAAGCAACGCAUGCACCUGCGAGACGGAUUCCUGGCCGACCAGCUGGACCCAAUAUACGUGGCGUACAACAUGUGAGGUCUCGAACGCGGGACUUGCCGGGGAUCCCUCGCCACGUGCGUCGUGUCUGCUGCGCACCGGGAGCGACGCCAGUAGCUCUGCCGUAACUCUUCUGUGAUUAUGUCCGUGAACAUCACCAGUACACGCGUUGCAUUAAUUAACAGAGGUUGGCUUUCCACCUGGUACGGUGGUUAUAAAAAGUCAGCACACCCGUGUUCAAAUGUCAGGUUUUGGUCAGAAGAAGGGAAAAAAAAAAAUCACGGUUAAUUCGGACUACAACCUGUGCAACUCUAUCUACAAAAAAAAAAAAAAAAAAACAUUAUGAGGGAAAGUAAAAAUCACCCCUCCCCCCCCCAAAAAAAACAAAGUUCUGAUUUUGUGCUGACUAUGCCGUUUUGAACUGUUCCUAAUUCUUGAAAAGUUGCGUUUUUCGACGGCUGUUAGGUAUAUAUGAUAGGUUACAACAUCCAUUCAUCCGUUUUCUACACUGCUAAUCCUCACCAGUGUCGCCGGGGGUGCCGCACCUAUCCCGGCAAUUUUCAAACCCCGAACUUCCCGCGUUGAUGUUCAAGACAAAGUUAAGAAAAGUUUUUUUUGUUGUUGUUGUUUUUUUGUUUUUAAAUAUCGCAAAAAAACUGGCAUCCAAACGGGACUUUUUAUGUCUACUGAUUUCGGACAGUGCUCACAAAGUAGGGAUGGGCAUUUUUAUUUUGUUUAAAGUUUUUAUUUCAUUUUUUUUUUUUUUUUUUAUUUAGGCGUCUGUCUGGGAAUGUCUCGCUCCUGUUUCCACGCCAGUUUUCAGCCGGAAAAUGCCACCCGGAGGGGUUGUGCCGCAGCGAAGGUCCGAAAUUCGUUUUUGACUUUUUCGCCGUCGCGGGCCGAGCCGUGCGGAUCCUUUUUAUGCCUGGCUUGCAACAAAGACACGCAGAAUUCAUAGGAAUAUUAUUCCCAUCCUUAUAAGAGACGGUUCCGGUUCCGCUCAAAUCUCGUGAUAUAGUUUCGUGUGUUCCCUUUUUGUAUGUAAACUCAAUGCAAUAUGACUGAUGUAAAGUAAAGUACGUGGUUUUGGAACGA